Molecule: messenger RNA, 534 nt
Organism: Panicum virgatum (switchgrass)
Lineage: Eukaryota; Viridiplantae; Streptophyta; Magnoliopsida; Poales; Poaceae
Product: 40S ribosomal protein S3-2-like
Exons: 2
Coding region: 176-493 (105 amino acids)
Molecular function (GO): RNA binding
Source: RefSeq, a predicted model, not a curated record
GCUCGGGUCGCGGCGAGCUGCUCCCGCGGCGCAAGGCGACGGCGACGCGGGGCCGCAGCGAGCAGCGGCCGCGGAGGCGACGCAGGGCCGCAUCAAGGAGCUGGACACGGCGGCGCGGGACCCAGCUUCUCCAGUCGCCGCCGCACCACCGGCCGCUCCUCCAUCCCUUCUGCCAAUGGCGACCACUCACGCGAUCAGCAAGAAGCGGAAGUUCGUGGCGGAUGGCGUGUUCUUCGCGGAGCAUAACGAGAUGCUCACCCGUGAGCUCGCUGAGGACGGCUACUCCGGCGUCGAGGUCCGUGUCACCCCCUUGCGCACCGAUGCGGAACGGCGGCCACGGCGUAGGGCCGCGGCGAGCGGCGACGCGCGGAGGCGGCGCUGGGCUACGGCGUGCGUGGAGAAGAUGAAGUUUGGGAUUGAUUCAAUCAUAGUAGCCCUCUUUGUUUUCUUUCUUUUUUCUUCAAUGAUUCUUGGAUUGAAAUUAUGUGAAUGAUUUGGGAUAGAUUAUAUGAAUGAUUUGUUUGUGGAUUUCGA